GCAUGAAGGUCGAAUGAGCCGCUCGGAACCAUUUUUUCACGCGUCGGUCUCCAGUGGUUAAGUAAUAUGGUACGUAGACCAGCUCACCGACUCCCGCGACGUGCGUUGUUUGCGCGACCGGAGUCUGAAUGCAAGAGGAUGUGGUGAAGCGAACGGAUGAUUUGGUCAAGAAAAUUGGACAUUUACUUCGAAUUUGGCCUCGGUUGGGGCUUCGAGACUGCCGGGUUGGAGUCCCGAGGAUGAUGAUCGCGUGUGAAUAGAUUCAGUCGAUAACAUGUCUAGAGUCCGUCCUCAGCGAUUUUGUUUUGUGGGUUUCCUUGACUCUUACCAUCGCCCUAACCCCCUCCCUACAAUUAUGAGCUCGCUAGUGCGUAGUAAAAAGAGGCAUAGUAUUAAUUUUUUUUACUUUUUCUUAUUUUACGACCGGGAUAUGACUUCUAAAUUUUGACUCAUCAUUUUGACUUGCAUAGCAUUGGGCAUGUUGGAGUUCCGUUUGAGAGAAUCCAUCCAGCACCUGGUAGUCCACUUCACAAGGUGGCGCUGAGCAUCCCUUCUUUUAGGGUGUGACUGCAAAACCCUACAUGACCCGUCUGCGCGGGAGCCCACCUAACAGUAGAUGUACGGAAAGUUGUUUUUCUAAAGUAACGGUUCAACUCAUCAACAGGUGAAUUUUGGUUCAGUUGUAUUCUGUUUACUAGAGGCUGUUGGGUUUAAUGCAACUCUUCCCACAACACUGGUGCCCUUGACAAACCGGGAUAUAGCAAUCUGUUGCCUCCCAUAUUUGCAUUUUGCGGGAGGUAGACCAUCGACAUUUUCAUAGGCUCCUAUGAGAGAUUCUCGAAACCGAAUUUAACAUAACUUCAGCCAUUCACAGGUCUAAAUACCUUCUCGGUCGAUCACAUCGGCACGCAUACCCCCAUACUGCCUUGGAGUCUGCUCUCACCACAGUGCUAGGUUGUUCACGAAAAUAUGCAUAUAGUUUCUUUAGAUUGCGACUGCCUCUACCAUGUUUUUAUCAUGCUAUUUCAUCCGCAUGCCACCCGAACCGUACGUGGUAUUCUCCAUACCGUUCUAACAGAAAGACGGAGCCAUUCGUACAUCAAUCUACAACUUCCCAUCCCACUUUCAACUGGAACGCUUAAUCGAACCGUGGAAGUGAGCCAAGCGCCCCAGACAACGAGUAUGGCAACAUCGAAGCAUGCGAUCGCCAGCGAUUCAACUGAACCCGUAAAAAAUCAGCCAUCUCCUGAGGGUGCUGCCUAUACAUCCGACAACAACCGAAUUGUGGAUGGUCCUGAAGAUAGAUCACCCAUGAAGUUUUGUUGGUCUCCUCGGUUUCCCCCCGAUGGUGCUGCAUGUUAUGAAAAUUCCCCACCCAACACUAGUGUGCCAUCAUCUCCCACAACAAAAUGUGGUCAGGAGUUUGACUUGCUCGACUCAAGUAAGGGAAAGUGGUCGAUACUGCCAACUCCCCUUUGCAUUCAUCAGCCGGACGGAUCGCGCAAAAUUUGUCACCGCAUCUUGAAUAAGCUCCCAGCAUCAUCAACUCAUAUCAGCACAGCUCUUCAUACUGACAGUCCAUCCACUACACAAGCUUCGGAAGUCUGUCAAUCCCAUGUUUCGUGUGUCUCAACUGUCGACCUCCCUGUUGAUCAAAUCCGUCAUGCUUCUGAGUCGGCCGCUCUUGUGGAGAAUGAUCGAAGGGAUUAUCAUGUCAACAAAGUACCAAUGUCACUCGCCUCUACGCCACAAGAUGUCCCUGCCCCUCCCGUCACAUCCACUCCUGCACAGUGUUUCGUUCUUAAUGCGGCUGAAUGUUCAGGAACACAUGCAACCUGCAAUCGACCUGCACAAGUUGGUUUGCAGCAGAACGUCGGCAUUGAUGGCCUAUCUGGUAACCUAGAUCCUUUUAUGCAUUUGGUUCAGCGACCGCACCAACUUUCCUCACCGUCCUUAUCUACCCCCUCUCCUCCGUUGGCCCCAGCAGUUCCCCUUAGGGACCCCACAACCGUGCUUCAGCAAGACUGUCAGCCACAGAAUGCCGAGCACUUUUUAAUCGAUAUGAAGCAUGCGGCGCUCACUACACCUAUCUGCUCAAGUGAUUUGGCCUCCAACCCUCAAUCAAAUUCAGUUCCGACAAUUUCAGACCCAACUGCAACACCCGGAUCUAGCCCGAAUCCGCAAGAGAGUGCAGUCAGGAGUCCAGACACUUCAAAUGGGUACCCGCAACAUCAAGCGGGUAGUGCUUGCAAUACGCCAACUCGGAAAUCUCCUUUUUCAAUUUUGAAACCAAAUACCUAUCACCUUACAACCGACACAACAGUUCCGGAUGCCGACGUUGUAGCCAUUCCACUAAACUACACUAAAACCGUUAGUCUGCCAAAACACACAAUCUCAACGACUUCAUCUGAUGGACGCACUGUUGUUCCAUGGUGUUUGGGUACUAGAGAACUGGCGGAAAAUGGUAUCCACAGUCAAAGUAUUGCAGAAGAGGAAUCUAACUUUCUGACGGGUUUCGUUUCUGCGUCCUCAUCCUUUUAUGAUUCAAGUCCUCAGUGGAUUCGACCGGAUCGUCUCAGUCCCAGCGAACACAUGUUAUCUGAUGGCUCAAAAAUACUGAGGAGACAACGGUCCCAUGGUCAAGCCGAGGAUCCUCAACUGGUGCUAGCCUCGGACAAUACCUCAGCACACAAUAGCCGCGUUUCAAUAGGGCACCCGAAACAUCCGACUGAUGACUUUAAGAAGCAGGGUAACGGAGUGCUUCCGUUUUCGAGGACCGUUUCAUGUAGAGGUGAACGGGACGCUUAUGGACCUCCUGUGGCACUUAACACAGAUUCUUCUCACCCAAAUAGCCAACCCGCAGAUCAGGGUCAAGGUCAAAGACGACCCAACCGAUUAGGCGAGGAUGAACUAUUCUACAGGCAACUCAGCGCUGGUCCCUCCUUCAGCGUCACAUCUACGAAACCAGACUCAUCUUCGUCAAACAGUUUAUCCAUGAUAACUGACAAUACAAAACCGUUACGUUCUCCUUCUGGAACACAACCCCUAAGCACUGCACCCUACUGUCGCCGACGCCAUACCACGGAUGAAGUGACCAAUGUUCGUAAUAAACAUUUGCAUGCGUCAACCGGAUGCAGCGGUAAACUCCCGCAGAUGCAGGCCGGUAAACCCCAUCGUUUGCUAAAUACUGGACUUCUUGCCACCGACCUAAGCCGUAUUGGGUGGCAUUCGGAUCGUUCAACUUUUGAAAUGAGCCAAUUCACCAAUUCUGAUUUCACAAACAGCUGCAACUACGGAGAAUCUAGAGUCCCUGGCUAUUCGUCUACCAUGACUCAGUCCGUUUUAUCCCCUCCCCAUGCGCCGUGGGCUCCUUGUCAGAACAUUCCACCCAGACCGACUCAGGCGUUCUCGGUGUCUGGACGUCGGCGACGCGUUAAGACCGGUUUGGCCCGCUCCCACAGUCAACGCAAGGUGGAUGAAUUUGAUGUUCACCCUUUGACAAACGAGACGGUUCUGGACCAUUUCGGACAGGAAGUUUCUACUGCGAACUAUCGACGCAUUGCGAGUCAUACUGUUCCUAUACAGUCUAUUGACAAUGGAGGAUCGUGGCCGACCGUACUCGCUCAGUGGCAUCACCCGAAAACCAGUGUAAAUUGUUUGGACGGCUAUUGUGCGCCGAUAAGCGAACGAAAGAUGAUGCGCGAUCAUCUAAGCACCAAAAGUGGGCGUUCGUCGCAUGACCUCCGUUCAAAUGAGAGUGGAAAACUAGCUGCACCACAUUGCCGCAGUGCUUCCGCUAUUUUCGAACGCCUGGAUAGAGAGCUCUGGUUCCACUUCGAUUUGUCAAGGGCAAAUGCCGAAUGCCUUCUCAAAUCCGCUCGCGCAGGAAGCUUCCUUGUUCGACAGAGUGAGACCAACAAAUCCGAAUACUCGCUAUCCAUCCGGAGAGAGACCGGUGUGCUACAUAUGAAAAUUUCGCGCGAUCCCAGUUCCGGACAAUAUGUCUUAGGUGAAUACAGUCAACCUUACCCAAGUAUUUCCGCGAUGAUCCAUCGCUACACAAAGAGUCUCCUCCCUGUACACGGGACCACCCCAAUUUUGUUACGAUACCCAGUCGAUAGGAGAGUUCCACAGCAACCGACACCAUGAUGUUACCCUUCGUCCAGAGUCAUAAAAUUCCUGUUUGACUCCACUGCAUUUCUUCUCGGGACUCAUCCGAGUUUUUUGCUUUGCUUUUAUUUAUUUUGGUUUCAAUGUUCAACUUACCUUCUCAUUUCGCCGAUCGCUUUCAGGACCGCUGUGUGUUGCGUAUUUUUGCGGUACUGUGAAAUUGUUGAAGAUGUGUUCCACACACACACAUUCAUAUAAUUUCUUGCCAAUCAGCGCUGUCUACGUUUUCGAUGUUGUUCCAUCUAUGCAUUGGUCCUUCUGUACACUUUUAUAUUGUCUCUUCAACGCUAUCUCUCUUGAAAAUAAAAUACCUAAUGACAUUGA
Molecule: messenger RNA, 4494 nt
Organism: Dicrocoelium dendriticum
Lineage: Eukaryota; Metazoa; Platyhelminthes; Trematoda; Plagiorchiida; Dicrocoeliidae
Source: the annotation of a GenBank genome assembly